AUGUGUGGAUAUCACCGUGAUGUAAAAAGUUUGACUCCUGCCCAUCCCAAUCUCUCUCCGUUCCACACCGCCUCCGCACAGCUGUACCGCCUCCCUUCCCUUACAGAUCGGCGGGGACGGGAGAGCGCAGCGGGAGCUCGGGGCCGCGGUGGUGCGCACGGCGGCCGCCCUGCCCUUGCCCCUCUCUACCGCCCCGACCCCGGUGCCGCCUCCCCGACCCGACCCCAGGCGCCGCCACCCCGCCUUGUGCAGAGGCGCCGCCCCCGCCCCGAUCCCCCGAGGAGCUGCCCCGCCGACGACCUCUCGGCCCUACGCGCCGCCGUCCCCGCUCGGAACCCUCAACACCCGGCGCUGACGCCUGGACCUCGGGACCCCCACGCUGCCCUCGACCCCGGCUCCAAUCGGUGGCUCCACUGCUCUCGUCUUCUCGCUUCCUCCGGCGUCCUCACCUCUGCUGGGCUGGCGUCAAGCGGAGCUCAUCUUUCGUCGGUCAUCGAUGGCUUCUUGAGGUUGGAAGUGGUGCAGGUGAUAAUGCUACGGCGGCUGUCACCAACUCCACGGCAUCAGAUGGGGACAAGGUUGAACUCAUAUUUUGUAUCGAUAGAUCAUGUCCUCCCGAUGGUCGAAUCUGUUAUUGUUGCGGCACUAUAAAGCCGUAUUACUGCUACGACACGAGGAGCGAGUAGUGCAAGACCAAGUGCAACGUCUGCAACCCCAAAUGCCCACCGCAUGCGGCUCUUCCACAAGCACCCGCCGCUCGUCUGCAAGUGCCCGCCACGGACCAUCCGGAGCAUCAUCGGCUCAACUCUACCUUGGCCAAUGCAACCUAAAUCGUUGUCAAAAUAGAGUGGGUGCCUGAGAAUAAAAUCACUUGAGUGAAUGUUAUGGCUAUCAUGUCCGAGAAUAAAACUAUUUAUUACCGUCGUGUCUUUGAGAAUAAAACUAUGCAAGUCACAAUGCAUCUUGAACAGAUA
This is a messenger RNA of Panicum virgatum (switchgrass), 974 nucleotides long. RefSeq lists its product as uncharacterized. NCBI's taxonomy places the organism in Eukaryota, Viridiplantae, Streptophyta, Magnoliopsida, Poales, Poaceae. The record is from RefSeq and is a predicted model, not a curated record. The transcript has 3 exons. The coding region runs from base 1 to 651 and encodes 216 amino acids.